GCGAGUUGCCUGAGCAAGUAAAGGUUGCGGAUCUGUUUGCUGUUUUCGGGAAGGAGAAUUGGAGGAGGACGGCGUUGGGGGUUUUCUUGAUGGGCAUGCAGCAGGCGAGUGGAAUUGAUGGGGUGCUUUACUAUGCACCGCUACUCUUCGCUUCGGCGGGGCUCAAGUCAAGCACAGCAGCCUUCCUGGCAUCCGGAAUCUCAGCUCUUCUAAUUUUCAUUGUCACAAUCCCAGCAUUCCUCUUCGCCGACAGCUGGGGCCGCAAAACCUCCUCAAUCGUCGGCGGUUCAGCACAAGUACUAUCCAUGUUCACAAUAGGCUCUCUCUACGCCGCUGGCGCCGUACACGCCGGCCACGGCGCUGCGCGUUGGGUCGUCAUCAUCCUCAUCUACCUCUUCGCGCUCGCCUUCUCCGGAACCUGGGGCGUCUGUUUCCGCGUUUACGUCUCCGAAAUUCAAAGCCCAAAGACGAGAGCGGGGGCGGCGAGUCUUGCGUUAAGUGCGAAUUGGGUCGUGAAUUGGACCAUUGCGUUCACGACGCCGAUUUUUCUAGCGCGUAGCACUUAUGGGGUUUAUUUUUUCUUUGGGGGGUGCACGGCGGUUACGGUGGCGGUUUGUGUGGUUGCUAUGCCGGAGACGAGGGGAAAGAGUUUGGAGGAUAUUGAUGAAAGUUUUAGGGGCUAUAAGGGGAUGAGUUCUCGAGGGGCUGGAGUCUUCGGGCUCAGAAGUAUGGAGAACUCGGAUACCGAAGGAAGUGUGGAGGAGGUGAGGUUCCCGACUUCGGUGAAGGCUUGAGUUUGAGGGACUUUGAAGUGAACAGGGAUGAAAGUCGGCCAAUUGUGCGGUACUGUACGACUCGCAGUGGCGGAAGACAAGCUUUUUGAUGCAGCGUACGAAGGGCACUACUGCGGUGUCAUUGUCAUCAGUGCAUCCGUCCUUUGCGGAGGUUAUGCAGGGCUCAGCUGAGGGUG
This is a messenger RNA of Hyaloscypha bicolor E, 970 nucleotides long. RefSeq names its product general substrate transporter. The transcript has 2 exons. Lineage: Eukaryota; Fungi; Ascomycota; Leotiomycetes; Helotiales; Hyaloscyphaceae. Gene Ontology annotation, molecular function: carbohydrate:proton symporter activity. Gene Ontology annotation, biological process: carbohydrate transport; transmembrane transport. The coding region runs from base 90 to 794 and encodes 234 amino acids. The record is from RefSeq and is a predicted model, not a curated record. Gene Ontology annotation, cellular component: membrane.